AUGUCUUCCCAAAGGCUGGACUCCCUCUUUCUGAAAAGUAGGAGACUACAAUUUAUUGAGAACAAUGGAAGAUCACCGGAACAAGCCUCUAGGCUGGCCAUUAGGUCUAAGUCGGUAACCCAUGGGUUUAAAGACCUCAGGGCUAUGCCAGGAAGCAGACAGGAUCUGGGUGAUCAGCAGCAUAGCCUGGCAGAGCUGCCUAGAACUUCUCAUGGCAAGAGGAAACCGGACCGACUCCCGCACCUUACGAGCUGUGCUAGCAAGGGCCUUGCCCCUGACCCUAAAUUAAACUUGUCUAUAAUCUCCAAAAGGGUCUUUCAGGCCAAUGCUGCUGAAGGCCCAGAACACAGGCAGACGUUGGUUGGACCCACUGGCUUGCUCAAGAACAGCCCUGACACAACAGCAGGGGAGGCCCAGGGGAAAAGGAGGACAAUGGAGCUGCUUAGUAAGGCUAGAAAGCAAACAGAAAAAGCCUCCGUCCUACUAGACAUCAGACAGUUGCAGAAGCAAGAGGUGGUUAUGAACACCGAACACCCAAGCAAGAAACACCAGCAACCGCAACCAAAGAUCCUGGAGGAGCUGAGGAGGGGCCGUCUGGGAGGAGGAGACAACUCAGGACUCACACACUCACAAGGACCUUUUAGGUACUGCGGAUGUCUUGCUCUAGAAGAGAACACCUUUCUGCAGGGCAAGAAGAUCAAGCCUUAUUCUCGAUAUUCAGUCCAGAUAGCGUGCCCCCUAUUAGUUGGAGAGCAGCGGGCUGGAGAGGAGCCGAAGCCAGUGCCUUCAGACCGUGACGAAGCAGAAGCCGUGAAAGCCUCCAAAGGCAGAAAAACACAGACUCAAUUAUUGGAAAAUGUUUUUCUGCAGGGGAAAGCAAAGGUUAUGGGGCAAAAUCUGCUGGCAGAAGCCAAGUCCCAGCUCCUAAAGAGGAAAAGGAUGCAGGCCGUGGAGAUGUUGGCCAAAACUCAUCAUCAUAGAGGAUUCUGCAUAGCAAACAGCAGAGAGGAUGGACAACUGUCUUCUCAGGACAUCAAACAGGGCGCUUUGGAAAGAAACACCAUGAAGCCCAGGUGGUGGCCAAGGGUGGAAGCCUGGGACCACAUGGUCCAGGGAACCCCAGUUGUUCUUGCAGUUCGGGAUCAUACUUCCCUCACACAGGGAUCAAAAGAUCAGAGUGCUCCCAAGUCCAGGCUGAGCUUACUUAGCAAAUCAAGUAUUACCUAUUCAUAAGAGCCAUGCAACCUAUGAUGCAUGUAUGGGUACCUAUGUAUGGGUAGAUGUGAAUGUUUA
Messenger RNA from Apodemus sylvaticus (European woodmouse), 1293 nucleotides. RefSeq names its product protein Tex24-like. The coding region runs from base 1 to 1233 and encodes 410 amino acids. The record is from RefSeq and is a predicted model, not a curated record. NCBI's taxonomy places the organism in Eukaryota, Metazoa, Chordata, Mammalia, Rodentia, Muridae. The transcript has a single exon.